Messenger RNA from Maudiozyma barnettii, 483 nucleotides. It is a transcript of the gene GPI19, whose product is annotated as phosphatidylinositol N-acetylglucosaminyltransferase GPI19. The coding region runs from base 1 to 483 and encodes 160 amino acids. The record is from RefSeq and is a predicted model, not a curated record. The transcript has a single exon. NCBI's taxonomy places the organism in Eukaryota, Fungi, Ascomycota, Saccharomycetes, Saccharomycetales, Saccharomycetaceae.
AUGUCAGGUAGAUUACUCAAUGAAGAAGAACAAGUCCCAGUAGAGACACACAAUGUUUUAUCAGAAGGUAAAGAAUAUUAUCGUUUUGCACAUCAUUUUACCGCCACAUUAAUCCUUGUAUUUCUAAUUACAUGGUCAUUAUUACCAGUUAAUGAAAAUGAGAUACUUGUAAAUGUUCCAGAAUCCAAUUACAAUCGGUUUAUGAAGAAAUUAAUUGGUGUAUUACCUCAAAGAAGAUGGAUCAUUAUUGGGCAGGCAUUAGGCCUUAUGGGAAUGUUAUUUGCUUACGUUGGCCUACAAUUUUACGAUGAAGAUGUGUUAGCAGUUCCAAUCGAUGAUUACAGAACGCUUGUCGAUGACCGUAGCCAUCUGAUCACUCCUCCAACACGUCAAGAAAUAAUCAAUCAAUAUGCUUUCAAAGAGACUAGUGGUGUAAUUGAUAUUCCUAUUAUGGAUGUUUGUGAUAUAUUAUAUGCAGAAUAG